AUGGCUAACGACGAGUAUGAUUUCCUCUUCAAAGUGGUGCUUAUUGGAGACUCUGGUGUUGGAAAGUCCAAUCUGUUGAGUCGAUUCACCCGAAACGAGUUCAACUUGGAUUCCAAAUCGACUAUCGGUGUCGAGUUCGCAACCCGUUCCAUUCAGGUUGAUUCCAAGACAAUCAAGGCUCAAAUCUGGGAUACCGCUGGUCAAGAGCGUUAUCGCGCUAUCACGUCCGCCUACUAUCGGGGUGCCGUCGGUGCGCUUCUCGUUUACGAUAUCAGCAAGCAUCAGACUUACGAUAACGUGAACCGGUGGUUAAAGGAACUCCGCGAUCAUGCCGACUCUAACAUCGUUAUUAUGCUGGUUGGUAACAAGAGCGAUUUGAGGCACCUACGAGCUGUUCCCACAGAGGAAGCCAAGCAAUUUGCCAGCGAGAACAACCUCUCCUUCAUUGAGACUUCCGCCCUGGAUGCGAGCAACGUUGAACUAGCUUUCCAGAACAUUCUCACAGGUAUGACUGCAUACGAACAAACUCCAGUACACUCUCCUAACAGCUUGCUCGCCAUAGAAAUCUACCGCAUUGUGUCCAGCAAGGCUCUUGAAGGUGAAUCUGGCGGUGCCUCGGUUGGUGAGCGUCGUCAAAUAAUCGACAUUGAGAAGACCCAGGAUACCGAAAACAAGGGAGGAUGCUGUUAA
This is a messenger RNA of Aspergillus versicolor CBS 583.65, 690 nucleotides long. Its product is annotated as Rab family GTPase. The transcript has 4 exons. Gene Ontology annotation, molecular function: GTPase activity; GTP binding. The record is from RefSeq and is a predicted model, not a curated record. Gene Ontology annotation, biological process: exocytosis. Bases 1 to 690 code for a protein of 229 amino acids. Gene Ontology annotation, cellular component: recycling endosome. Lineage: Eukaryota; Fungi; Ascomycota; Eurotiomycetes; Eurotiales; Aspergillaceae.